UGCCCAAACAAAAUCAAACAAGAAUAAAGCCAAACAAGGUAGGAUCCAGUUGAUCCAUCUAUAAAACCCACAUUUUGGUACGUACGUAGCUACUAAAAACGAGAACCCACCACCAUGUCCGUGCUCGCAAACGGAAACAGCCGUGCCAUAAAAAAUGGCAAUCCCGAGCUCCAAAGCUUCUCGAGAUUUUUUGAGCAUUGGCUUGUGGAGCAAAACAAAUAUCUCCAGAACCUUAUAUCUGUCUCCACAAAACCUGAAAAGCAUAACUUACGGCCCCUCCUAAAUGGAGUGAUUCGGCACUACGAGCAAUACUAUGAGGCCAAGUCGAGGUGCGCUAAGCAAGAUGUGCUGGGCAUGCUUACACCCUCGUGGACCAGCACUCUUGAGGAUGCCUUCAUGUGGAUUGGCGGGUGGCGCCCCACUAUGGCCUUUCAUCUGCUUUACUCCAAGUCCGGCUUGCAGCUCGAGGCCCAACUCGCCAAUCUGAUUGCAGGGUUGAGUACCUGUGACUUGGCUGAUCUCUCCCCGUCUCAACUCACCCAGCUUGACCAGUUGCAGAGGAGAACCAUUAGGGAGGAGAGGGGUAUUACAGAGAAGAUGGCCAAGCAUCAGGAGACGGUGGCCGACCACUCAAUGGUUGAGUUGUCCCACAUGGUCACCGAGUGUACUGGUGGUACUGUUGAUGGGCUCGACAACCGAGUUGAGUUGGCUCUAGCUUCGAAGGAGGAGGUCUUGGAGGAGAUCUUGCACAAGGCUGAUGAUCUGCGGCUCAGAACGCUCAAAGCUAUUCUUGAUGUUUUUACUCCAAUCCAGGCUGUCCAUUUCUUGAUUGCUGCUGCGGAGUUGCACCUCAGAGUUCAUGACUGGGGAAUGAACAAGGACGCGACUCAACGCCCUGGUAGGGGUCAGAAUUGAUCAUCAAUUUAAUAGUUUGAGUACUGCCGGAGUUGGGGAAUCUUAUGAAAGUAAAAUUUUACGAAUUUAUCGUAGAAUAAUCGUAACUUGCAUGAGUUUAUCUUAGAAUAAUGGUAAUUUAAAGAUUGUUAUAAUUAUCUAUCUAAAUCAGAGUUUUUUAAGUAUUUGUAGCACUAUAGUGCAGAAUUUAUUUAGUAGUAGGUUUUUCCAAGUUAGAGUUGAAGUUAUUUCCAAAUACGUAGUUUAUUUGUAUUAAGAGUUUAUCUUAGGGUAAAGGUAGGAGUUCAUCUCUUAUUCUAUGUCUUUGUAAUUCUCUUAUUUAUAUGUGUGAGUAAUUAAUAAAAAGUAAGCAAAAUU
This is a messenger RNA of Alnus glutinosa, 1272 nucleotides long. Its product is annotated as protein DOG1-like 3. Gene Ontology annotation, biological process: DNA-templated transcription. Bases 115 to 915 code for a protein of 266 amino acids. Gene Ontology annotation, molecular function: sequence-specific DNA binding. The transcript has a single exon. The record is from RefSeq and is a predicted model, not a curated record. Lineage: Eukaryota; Viridiplantae; Streptophyta; Magnoliopsida; Fagales; Betulaceae.